Molecule: messenger RNA, 8777 nt
Organism: Salvelinus fontinalis (brook trout)
Lineage: Eukaryota; Metazoa; Chordata; Actinopteri; Salmoniformes; Salmonidae
Product: transcription factor RFX3-like
Exons: 17
Coding region: 121-2436 (771 amino acids)
Biological process (GO): regulation of transcription by RNA polymerase II
Cellular component (GO): nucleus
Molecular function (GO): DNA-binding transcription factor activity, RNA polymerase II-specific; RNA polymerase II cis-regulatory region sequence-specific DNA binding
Source: RefSeq, a predicted model, not a curated record
GGCAGCGCCAUAGUCACCGUAGUCCUGGCGACUGUAACCCACCAACAACAACAACCUCUCGUUCCAUCAUUACCACCACACCAUCCUCAUCCUCAUCAACCAGUCCUCAGCCCAGGCGCCAUGCAGACCCCUGAGGCAGGCGCUGAAUCCGCCUCCACUGUCCACACCGCUGUGCCUGUGCAGCCUGCAGGCUCCGCCCAGCAGGUGACCUCUCAGGUGCCUGUCCAGCAACAGGCCCAGACUGUUCAACAGGUUCAGCAUGUAUACCCAGCACAACAGGUGCAGUACGUGGAGGAGAACAGUGGCGUCUAUACCAACGGGAAUAUACGGACAUACUCGUACUCCGAGCCCCAGCUGUACAGCCAGAACAGUGGAGGGAGCUACUUUGACACGCAGGGCAGCUCAUCCCAGGUGUCCACGGUGGUGUCAUCCCAUGGCAUGGCCAACAACGGAGGGGGGAACGGGGGGCUGACCAUGGGUCUGGCUGGGGGGCAGAUCAUCAGCAGCUCUGGGGCCUACCUCAUCGGGGGCAACACCAUGGAUAACUCUGCCCCCCACCCAGCAGCCCAGACAACCCGAGCCUCCCCGGCCACUGUGAGUAUUGAAAUGGCGAUUGAGACGCUCCAAAAGACUGAAGGUUUAUCCAGUCAGAGAAGCUCGCUGCUCAACAGCCAUCUGCAGUGGCUACUGGAUAACUAUGAGACAGCGGAGGGGGUGAGUCUGCCUCGCUCCACCCUCUACAACCACUACCUGCGCCACUGCCAGGAGCAGAAGUUGGACCCGGUCAACGCUGCUUCCUUUGGGAAACUCAUCCGCUCCAUCUUCAUGGGGCUCCGCACGCGUCGCCUGGGCACACGAGGGAACUCGAAGUACCACUACUAUGGGAUCCGGUUGAAGCCGGACUCUCCUCUCAACAGACUGCAGGAGGACAUGCAGUAUAUGGCCCUCAGACAGCAGCCUGUCCAACAGAAACAGAGGUUUAAGCCGAUGCAGAAGGUUGAUGGUGUAUCUGGGGAGAACUUCUCAGGCGGAGGCCAGCACACCCCCAGUGCAGCGGAGCAGACUGUCAUCGCACAAAGCCAGCACCACCAGCAGUACCUGGACACAUCGCGGGCCCUGCCAGACUUUGUGGAGCUGGACCUGGGAGAGACUAACGUGGACAACGUCAGCCCAGAUGACAUCAAAGCUCUCCAGUCACUCUACAGAGAGCACUGUGAGGCCAUUCUGGAUGUGGUGGUCAACCUCCAAUUCAGUCUAAUAGAGAAGCUGUGGCAGACUUUCUGGCGCUAUUCUCCUUCUGACUCAGUGGAGGGCGCCACCAUCACAGAAAACAGUGGUGUGAGUGAGAUUGAGGGCCGUCUGCCCUGCUGCAGACUGCUGGUGCUCUGUAGGAACGAGGCUGUGCUCAAGUGGAUGAGUUCCUGUGACCACCUGAUGUACCAGGCCCUAGUGGAGAUCCUCAUCCCUGAUGUCCUCAGACCCAUCCCCAGUGCCUUGACUCAAGCCAUCCGCAACUUUGCCAAAAGCCUGGAAGGCUGGCUCAACAAUGCCAUGAACACCAUUCCACAGAGAAUGAUCCAGACCAAGGUUGCCGCUGUUAGUGCCUUUGCUCAGACGCUGCGUCGCUACACUAGUCUGAACCACCUGGCCCAGGCAGCCCGCGCCGUGCUGCAGAACACCUCACAGAUCAAUCAGAUGCUCAGUGACCUCAACCGCGUCGACUUCGCCAACGUGCAGGAGCAGGCGUCGUGGGUGUGUCAGUGUGAGGAGGGUGUGGUUCAGAGGUUAGAGCAGGACUUCAAGGCCACCCUGCAGCAGCAGAGCUCACUAGAGCAGUGGGCUGCCUGGCUGGACAACGUGGUGACUCAGGUCCUACAGCCCUUCGAGGACAGGCCCAGCUUCCCCAGGGCGGCACGACAGUUCCUGCUCAAGUGGUCUUUCUACAGCUCCAUGGUGAUUCGGGACCUGACCCUGCGCAGCGCGGCCAGUUUCGGCUCGUUCCACCUGAUCCGCCUGCUCUACGACGAGUACAUGUUCUACCUGGUGGAACACCGCGUCGCCCAGGCAACCGGCCAGACACCCAUCAGUGUCAUGGGAGAAUUCGAUGACCUCAACGCCAUGUCACCUGCUAACAUAGACAAAGACGAGGUGAGUGAGAUGGACAGUGACCUGGAGGAGGACAUGGAGGAGUCUGGGGAGCCGCUGGCCAAGCGGGAGAAGGCUGAGGUGGAACAUGAGCACCAGGUGAUCCAGGUGAUUCAGGUGGGGGCUCUGGAGGACGGCAGUAACCCCGUGGUGGGGGUGCUCCAGCCGGGCAUCCUGCACUCCCUGCCCCAGCCCCCCCAGAACCAUGCUGAGCACAUCCUCACCUCCUCCGCCGCCACCACCACCAUCCGCCACUGCAGUGCCACCGGCAACACCUACGCCUCCGUCUGAGAGGGAGUUGACCCCCCCCCCCCCCCCCGGCCAACCUCUCUUCUCUCUGUCUCUCUAUCUGUCUCACUGUCACACACGUCUGCACUGUCCCCUCUGUCGUACGCUGUGUUUUCUCUGCACUCAUCUAGACACACUCCUCCCCCCUCCACCCUGACCAGUAGGGGAGCGUGAAAAACAUCACGACCACAGCUGGCGUCACACAAGCAGUGGAUGGAUGAGGGAUGAGUAGAGCUAGACGGGAAUGUGGAUCUGCUGGGGAGAGUCAUGUGGACGGGCUGUCUCUGUCUGUCAUGUGGCUGUCCUCUGGGUCAGGGAGGGGGGGGGGUUGUACAGGCGUGAGACACUGGCUGACCCUACUGUAGCUGUGUAGAAGGGAAGGUGUCCUUCUACUUAGAGAUUCACAUAUUUCCUGAUGUUUAAAAGCUCAAAUCCAAGCCACCAGCCCCAGAAGAACAACGGCAUUGAUUGACAGAAAACACCUGGUUCUCUCUUAGAUUGGCUUGUUUAGUAUAUAUCUAAACACCACACAGGUGCUGUUCUCUUACACUACCAGAUGCUCAGACAGAAUUCAGUUGAAUGACAUAAUAUUUUGUAAGUCAUGAAUCUUUCGAAGCUUUGUUGAGAUUGGACAUUUUGUGGAUUAUGAUUGCUUAUUGCUUGUAAUGUGGUGUUUGGCAUCCUAUGAUUUAUUGAAUAGUGUAUAACUGUAGCCUUGAUCCCCUGAUAAGCACUAAUGGCUUUUAGCCAUGAAGUUAGUUCUGCCCAUGAAGGAAGACAUUCUGUUAUUUAUGCUGUUUUACUGUGUAGAGACGUAGAGACAGAGAGACGAGGUUAGACAGACAAGCUGUAGUACACCACUUCUACAACACUGGCUUUUCUACGCCCUUCGUGCAUAGUGUGGGAUGCGCUUGACUUAUGGCUUUGUUUUGGUUGGGUUUAGAUGCUCGAUAGUGUGACAAUUACAUUAGUUGGACUUAUUAUCUACUGAUAUGUUCUCAGUACAGUAGGUGUGUUUUUUGUAGAUUUCUUGAGUUCUGAAUGGACCAAAAACCAAUCAACCAGAGGAAACUGGCAGAGUGAAAGAGAGCCGUCAUGGCCGCCACAGUUACCACGGCGAGGGUGCUGCGUGUUCUGUUUCCUGUCCCAACAGUGCCGUGUUGCAGAGUGAAUGUCAGGGAUUCUAUGUACCUCGGCUUCAUCGUAGUGCCUUAAUAACCCUUACUGCAGCUGUCCAUGUAGUCCUGACUGAUUGUGUGGUUGAGGGAAAGGAUAGCACAAACACACACACACACACACACACACAGACAUACACAGAGACACACACAGAGACACACACACACACACAGAGAGACACACACACACAGAGACACUGAAACACACACAGCUCCUCUGCGUUACUGUCCCAGCAACAACUUUGUCUCUCUGGUGACUUGUGGCUGGAUUUGGGCUGGCUCAUCAGUGUUACUGCAGGGCUGGAGAGAUGCAGGUUCAGAGGUGCUUGUUGAGUUCUCUGUGCUGGUUCUAUGAAAUGUUUUGUUUGUUUGUUCGUACCUGCUCUCACUCUUUCCACACUCAAGGCCUGCUCCUGCUUUGGCCUCUGCUAUUGGGUGAAGUGUGUGUGCAUGUGCAGAUGGGAGGACUUGAUUGAGAUGUUGAUUGUGUGUAUGAAUGAGUCUGAACAUGUGUUUGAGCACACCCACUAGUCACCCUACCUCACACCAGCGUUGCCAGCCCUUUGACACGUACAGCACAGUCACCAAACUUGUUCUGAUAUACUCAUAACCGUAUUAGUCCUUCAACACUGCACACUAACAUUAUACAUGCCUCUUACACCACACACAGCUAAAAUACACACUCAUUUCAGCCCCUUCACUUCUUAGUCCACAACGUUAUCACCCCUUAUUCUAUCCGUUCUAAAGUGCAUAUUUGUAUAGUGGACCAAAAGUAGAUAUUUUCUGAUAUUUAAAGAUAUAUAUAUAUAUCUAUAUAAGGAUGAUACAAUGUAUUCAUUUUGUUUGUUUUGUUUUCAUGUGGUUGAUCUGAUUGUCAUCUGUGAUUGUUUCUUUUGUAGCUCUUCUGUGAUUGGUUGAUUGACUGUGAAAUGGGUGGGGGCAUGGGGACCAGCUUCUCUGAUGACACUGGAUACACAUUUUGUACUUGAACUGUUAUUGAUAGCUUUUAGGAAAUGGAGAACACACAGGAAAAAUGUGUUGAACUGGAAGAAUCUUGUUGUUGAUACUACUGAAGUUACCUUUCUGUUUUUUAACUCUCAUCUGGAGAACUGUCUGCACCAAUGCUUUGCCUCGACUUCAUUUGUUAGUAUUCAUAGUGCUUUUGUUUUACUAUUUGAGAAAUUAUUCUUAAGUUAUGCACAUGUAUCCAUGCUUAAACCAGUCUUGAAAAUGGAAUUAUAACUUCUGAAGAAUUUUACUACUGAGAAACAAAAUGUACCUGCAAAAGGACUGGAAUUAUGUUUUCAGUGGAAGUGGAUUUAUUUGAUGAACUACAUUUUCUUUACAGGUAUAUGAGAAAGGACAAGUAGAAUUAUAUUGCCUUUCAUUCGUUUUCACGGAAGAUAAAGUGCAUUCACUUUAAACUGAAGGUCUUUGACCUUGCUUACAGGUAAUUGAAGGCCUUUGGGCAUUUGUUUACAUGCCAAACUCUGACCUCACAGAAAUUACAAGAUCUUUCUUAAUGACUGUACUGUCACCCAACAUGCCGUUAGAUAUGGCUCUUGAACUUUGACCUUUUUGUCAUAAAAAUACUGAAGAUGUUAAGAUUAAAUGUGUAUUCAUUUGUGCCUGGAGUGCAAACGGCUUACAGAUGUGCUUUAGAUUCUUGAAAGUGCUUUUUUUGGUCUUGCAUGCCUUUUUUUGUGCUGAUAGAAUCUGUUGGUUUAUCUAAUUAGUUAUUUUUUUUUAUAUGUGCCAGACAGUAAAUGCUGUAUUCACUCUGUAACCUCAUCAAACCUGCUUGUUUUAACAUCAAUUGUGUUUUAUUCAUAGUUGACCAUUUACAAAAAGUCGUACAUUUAUAUUUGUUUAAGAUUGAAAAUAUUAGGGCCUUUCCUUUUUGGUUCCUUGAUAAUUGAGCCCAUUUCCAACGUAAAAGGUUAAAUCCAGCUACUACAACAAAAAACUGAAAAGGAAAAAAUCUUGACAUUCUGCAAAACAUAUCAACUCCUCUCAAACUAUGUCAGUUGGGAGGGGUGAGAAUACGGCAGCUUCACUGAUCCACAAGAGACCCAGUGCCUUUGAUUUUGCCCAGGCAGGGGGGCCUACGUCUCUGGUCUGACUCCAUGGUUCCAGAUACAGGCUCUUUAGACAGGCGUUCUAUGGUAGUGAGGUGAAAAUGGCUGCUCACAGUGAGAGGAGGAUAUGGGCCUGAGGGAUCGUACACUUCUACCCUUGAUCCUGAUCUCAUCCAAACUAUGACUACUGGUCAACUGUUACUGACCUAUGACCACACAGGACAGUUUACAAUGGAUGGAGCUUGCUCCAGAUAUUUGCUGUUGGACUGCGCAUUAGGAGAGAACUACUAUUGUAUAGAUUUACUGUAUCACUAAACUAACAAAGAUUGAAGUAUAACUGGACUGGGAUAUUUGCCAAUAGCAACACUGUACUAUCACUUUCAUUGUUGUCACGAUAAUUUCCUUUUGUUGUAUGAUAUUCACUGAUUUGCUGUAUGUUUGCUUUAUUCAGUAUGAUUUGUAAUAUUUUCCUGAUCUAUUUUAAGUGCCAUUUGACAGUCUAGUGAGUUGUGGCCCGCUGUAGCACGCUCUAAUGCAAGCACACGCAUUUGGCAGUGGAUUUAUGGGGAAACCUUUUAGUUGAAAACUCCCCAGAUGUAACCAAGAUGUAAAUAUAGACAAAAUGGGAAGAAAGGAUAUUUAUUUACUGUCUCCUUAAAUAUUUGUUUUGUUAUUUUUGGAUGAGUUUUAUUUCAGCCAAAAAAACAUUGAUUUCUCUUUUUCCUCGUUUUGGAUAAUGUAUUGUAUUCAUAUACAGGUAGCUGCCACAAUAAUGUUAACACUUCAGUAAAUGAGGGAUACAAAGUAUGUUAAAAAGUAGGUGGUUCUACAAAGGUGUGGUUCUUGAAUUAAUUAAAAUUAAGCAAUGAACAUCCCACCAUUUUUAUACAUGGUAUCAUGUAUAAAAAUGCUGGGCAGGCCCUUGUUUUGGCUAGCAUGGCUGUGCCCCUAUCCACAGGGCACGAGAGGUCACCUGAAUGGUUUUGAUGAGCAUGAAACAAUGUAAACCAUAUACCAUGGCCGUCUGUCACCAGAUCUCAACUCAAAUGAACACUUGUGGGAGAUUCUGGAGCGGUGCCUGAGACAGCGCUUUCCACCGUCAACAAAACACCUAAUGAUGGAAUUUCUCGUGAAAGAAUAGUGUUGCAUCACUCCCAUAGAGUUCCAGACACUUCUACAGUGUUUUCAGAAAGUAUUCACACCCCUGAUUUUUUUUCAAAUGUUUUUGUGUUACAGACAGAGUUUAAAAUUGAUUAAAUUGAGAUUUUCUUGACACUGGCCUACACACAAUACCCCCAUAAUGUUAGAAAUUUUUACAAAUUAAUUUAAAAUGAAAAGCAAAUGUCUUGUGUCAAGUAUUUAUGGCAAGCCUAAAUAAGUUCAGGAGUAGUAAUGUGCUUAACAAGUCUCACAAGUUGCAUGGACUCUGUGUGCAAUAAUAGUGUUUAACAUGAUUUUUGAAUGACUACCUCAUCUCUGUACCCCACACAUACAAUUAUCUGCAAGGUCCCCCAGUUGAGCAGGGAAUUUCCAACAAAGGAUUCAGCCACAAAUACUAGGGAGGUUUUCCAAUUCCUCACAAAGAUGGACACCUUUUAUGCAUGGUGAAGUAAUUAACUCACCAUCAGGCCAAUGGUGACUUUAAAACAGUUAGGAAAUUGAGGAUGGAUCAACAACAUUGUAGUUACUCCACAAUACUAACCUAAUUGACAGUGAAAAGAAGGAAGCCUGUACAGAUUAAAAAAUAAUGCUGCAAAAAAUGUGGCAAAGCAAUUCGCUUUUUGUCUUGAAUACAACGUGUUAUGUUUGGGGCAAAUCCAAUACAACACAUUACUGAGUACAACUCAUCUAAUUUUCAAGCAUAGGGGUGGCUGCAUCAUGUUAUGGGUAUGCUUGUAAUCGUUAAGGACUGGGGAGUUUUUCAGGAUAAAAAGGAACGGAAUGGCGCUAAGCACAGGCAAAAUCCUAUCAUAUGUUUGUUGUGUAGUAAAUAUUUCAGCUUUUAUUUAAAAAAAUGUUUUCCUGUAAAGCACAUUGUGUUGCAUUCCAUGUCUGAAAUGUGCUGUGUAUAAAUAAAGCUUGAUAUGAUUUGAUUAGAGGAAAACCUGGUUCAGUCUGCUUUCCCCCAGACACUGGGAGAUAAAUUCACAUUUCAGUAAGACAAUAAACCUAAACACAGGCCACAUCUUCACUGGAGUUGCUUACCAAGAAGACAGUGAAUGUUCCUGAAUGGCUGAGUUAGUGUUGACUUACAUCAAUGGCAAGAUCUGAAAAUGGUUGACUAGCAAUGAUCAACAACCAAUUUGACAGAGCUUGAAGAAUUUUUUAAAAGCAUAAUGGACAUAUGUUGCACAAUCCAGGUGUGCAAAGCUCUUAGAGACUUACCUAGAAAGACUCAUCUGUAAUCGCUGCCGAAGGUUAUUCUGUGUUGACUCAGGGGGUUGAAAACUUAUCUAAUCAAGAUAUAUUUGUUUUAUUUUGUAAACAUUUUAUUUUUAUUUUUACAAAUGUUAGAUUUUUUUCUUACGCUUUGACCGAGUAUUUUGUGUAGAUUGUUAACAAAACAUGACAAAUCCAUUCUAAUCCCACUUUGUAACAACAAAUUGUAGAGAAAGCCAAGGGGUGUGAAUACUUUCUGAAGGCACUGUAUGCCAAGGUGCAUUGAAGCUGUUCUGGCUCGUGGUGGCCCAACGCCCUAUUAAGACACUAUGUUAAUGUUUCCUUUAUUUUGGCAGUUACCUGUAUAUACAUACUGUAUAUCUCAAGUGACUUUCUUUUUGUGUGUUGUUUCAAGUUACCUCUCAGCUAGUAUAUUAUAUCUUCUUAAAUUGGCAAGAGCUAACCAAUAAGUGUAGGGUGAUUUGUAUUGUGUAUUUUACAUAAAAGAUGAGGAAAACUGGGAAACUUUUAUAUUUAUAAAGGCAUAUAUUAACAUUUAGUUUGUCGUAAUGAUGAAAAUAUAGGAACUAUUAAAGACACGUAGUUUGGUUUUCUGAAUAUUUCAGACUUGAGCUCAGGCUAGCUUAGUGUUGUUUUCUUAAAAUUUGUGGCUUGUCUUUUAAAUUAAUAAACUUUUUCUUGUUGAAAAUAA